Hyalella azteca is the source of this 1576-nucleotide messenger RNA. RefSeq lists its product as uncharacterized. The transcript has 2 exons. The record is from RefSeq and is a predicted model, not a curated record. Lineage: Eukaryota; Metazoa; Arthropoda; Malacostraca; Amphipoda; Hyalellidae. The coding region runs from base 141 to 1454 and encodes 437 amino acids.
ACUUUUUACAUCGAUCAAAGUUUAAACUUUGUCAAAUCUUCUACCUGAUUAUGUAGUAAACGGAUUCUCAAUAGAUAAUCCCUCUACAUUUCAAUUGCUCUACGAAAUUUAUCGAAGAAUUUGUUCAGUGAAAAGUCAUCAUGAUUUAUGGUUCAUAUGACGUCACAAAACCUGAGGAAACAUCAGCGGAAAACAAUUGCGAGAGUUCGCCUCGUUCUAAGCGAUGUGUAAGAUUUAAGGGUUGUAUAGCAGUGGCAAUUUUUAUCGCCAGCAUGAUCGUGGUCUUUGGCUGCAUGUAUGGAAUUGAUCGACCUGGUACCACCACUCCCACAAGAAAUGGAAAUGUAACGGAAACAGGAGAAAAAUGUAAGAAUUCGUCCAGCUUUAAUAAUAUUUCUUCACCUCAAGUAACUACUCAAGAUUACAUAGACCAUGAAGUUUCUGUUUCAUCGUUGAAACAACAAUCUUCUACCGAAGACACUAUCAAAAAUCCGAUUGCAGAUCCUAAUGACGAUUUGAUACAUAAAAACAUUACGUGGAUUAGCGAGUCAGUUAUAGGAAAUAAUCAGCCUAAGAUGAACCGCACAACAAACCCGGACCUAGAGGCAAGAAACUCAACAGAACAAAGAAAAUUAAAUGAUAAUUUUUUGGAAUCGCGUAUUCUCGAUGAGCCUACAGAAAGAACUGCGUCGGUUGAAUACACCGGAUCGUCUCUCACCUCCACCGAUAGUUCUUCAGCACCCUUUCCUCCUAGGGAGCAUCACUAUGAAACCCACAAUAUAAAGACUCAACGAAACUCCUCUCAAAAUUUCGAGGAAAGUGACGAGUCAGUGGAAUCUGAUAGGGAGCAUCACUAUGAAACCCACAAUUUAGAGCCUCAGCUAAACUCCUCACAAAAUUUCGAGGAAAGUGACGAGUCAGUGGAAUCUGAAGAAGAUUUGGAGCAACUAAACCCUAAGUUGACCGAUGUGUCAGCCGAAGGACCUCGUAACCCUGAGUCAAGCCACGCGACGAUCGAAGCAUAUCAGCAAAGUCACUCUUCAGCACUAAACCCAUUAGUGAAUAUUGAUUCAUCUAUUCAACAAAGUAUUGGCAGUUAUUCGGAUAAAAGUCAAACCGAGUCGGUUGCCCCUUCUUUGACGCAUUCAUUAACUUCAGACUCUACUGCCAAUGAAGCUUUGGAUUUAUUGACGCAACCGUUAAAUUAUUCUCUCCAACACGAGACAGAGAAAAAGAAUACGAAUUUGAACUCUGAACAAAAUUUGGAGCCUGGGAACACCGCGCCGACUGAUGAAUUGUCAAUGCAACUUGAAAAUCCAAAGUUGGACAACUUGGCAAUAGAAAAUCAAUGGCCUCAAAACUCCUUCGCGCAUAAUUUAUUUAAAAUCGAGGGAAAUCCGCUAAAUGUGGGUUUGACUACAAAUUCUACUGAAGAUCAAUCAAAAAUGAUUUAGGCUAACGCCUCUUAUGAUGGUACAAAGGGUAAUACAGAACCUAUUAACUCCACCCAUACAGAUACCAAGUGACGUAGCCCCAGACCCUGGUCAUUCCAUGAUAGAAAAAUAUAACUCAGUAC